Messenger RNA from Pecten maximus, 1144 nucleotides. RefSeq names its product 39S ribosomal protein L48, mitochondrial-like. The coding region runs from base 85 to 660 and encodes 191 amino acids. The transcript has 7 exons. Gene Ontology annotation, cellular component: mitochondrial ribosome. Lineage: Eukaryota; Metazoa; Mollusca; Bivalvia; Pectinida; Pectinidae. The record is from RefSeq and is a predicted model, not a curated record.
AAACGCACCUUUUACAAUUCAUUUCCGGUAAACCGCUUCCGCUCACUUCUUGUGCUCUGUCGUGAGACGAAAGAAGAAGAAAGCAUGGUUACGAGGGUUGUUGCAUCAUGCCUUCGGAGAAUCUUUCAGCAGAAUAUUCCUGGUGCUAAUAAUGCCUGUCCUCGUUGCAAGCAACAUCUACAAAGGUUACAAAUCAGCUCUACUACUUGUGUAAAUGGAGUGUGGGAACCAGAGGGUCUGAAUAAAAGACCACUGAUCCCAGAGUAUGAUAACAUCAGCAUGAAGAUGUACUCCUAUGACUGUGCUGUGUUAGAAUCGUUUGCCAAAUAUGCGAAACGACUGGCAGCAUCUUUAGACAUGGAUGUAUUCAUGUAUCCUGUGCCACAGCAGACCCAUGUUAUAAAGACAUAUAAACCCUACUCAACUAUUGUAGAUAAUCAGUACACACUGGCCAAAUAUGAACGAGUUAUACGAAUACACAACCUUCCAUCUACCUUAUUACCAGUAUUUAUAGAGUUAAUGCGAAAGAAUAUACCAUCAGGUGUAGAUAUUGAAUUUAAACAGCAAACAGAAGAAGAUGAAACAGUGCGAUAUAUGGCUGAUCAAGAGAGAAAACAGCUGCUGGCAGAAUUGGACGAUUUAACAUUGAAGAAAACAUGAUUCAUCUUAGUUGAUUGACAUUUGCAUUGUGAAUUGGCAGGAUGUACAUGUGAUAUUUUUUGGUACAUCAUGGUAAAAACACACUAUGUAGCGACAAGAUACCUCCAUCAAAUGCAUCAAUAUGUUGUAUCAGUAGACAACUAGGGUGAAAAUAUUUGAUACAACAGUUUCCUUAAGUUAACAUGUGUCCAUCUUUCCAUUUUUCUGUGUCCAGGCCAAAAUUUAAACCUACCAAUAAAAUUUCAAAUAUGCGAUAAACUUGUGUGAUUGUACCUUAUUUUUAUUAUUUAUAUGAAGAAUACACAGAUGUGUUCCCUAAGGAGGAUUUUAUAUUUCAUCAACCAGGAUUCCACAUUUAACAAAGACUGAAAGAGGAUUUCUAUCAAACUGGCAUCUUCUUUUUGACAUUGAUAUACCUACCAGUAGCUGUUGCUGGGAUUAAACCUCUGGUAACCAAACAAAAUCAAAUCAACCAAGAAAACUC